This is a messenger RNA of Xenopus tropicalis (tropical clawed frog), 1755 nucleotides long. Its product is annotated as protein kinase C theta type-like. The transcript is spliced from 11 exons. Gene Ontology annotation, molecular function: ATP binding; protein serine/threonine kinase activity; nucleotide binding. The record is from RefSeq and is a predicted model, not a curated record. Bases 116 to 1174 code for a protein of 352 amino acids. Lineage: Eukaryota; Metazoa; Chordata; Amphibia; Anura; Pipidae.
UCCAGGAGCCUUUCCUUGGUGAUUUUGUGAAUAAUUUGGAGAUUUUGGAGUCAGAGCGAGUUUUUUUUGCAGGAAUACAGAUUUUUAUUGAAGAAGAAGAGACUAAGAAGACAAUAUGAUAAAUAUCAACAUGGAUAAGAAGAGAAGAAGAAGCAGAAGUCCAGAGAAGACCUCAACUGAAAGAAGAGAUAAGAAGAGGUAUCGAGUGGAGGCCACAACACCGCCGGCCCUCGAUAUCAAUAAUUAUCAGCUGAUAAAAAAGCUGGGAGAAGGCUCUUUUGGCAAGGUGAUGUUGGCUUCUUAUACCAUCAAGAAGCAACACGUUGCCUUAAAGCUUAUAGAGAAGGAAGAGGAGACGAACCACAAAGACAUCAGGAUGGAAGCUGCGAUACUGCGGUUAGGAAGGAUAUGUCCGUUUCUUAUACGGGCAUAUGCAACCUUCCAAACUGAGUCACUCGUAGUAUAUGCGAUGGAGUAUGCCAGAGGCGGAACGCUGCACCAGCUUAUAGAGCGUCAGCAAUAUUUCACCAGUCUGGAAGUGCAGUUUUAUUCAGCGGAAAUAUUCCUUGGAUUACAGUACCUGCAAAAGUAUGGGAUUGUUCAUCGAGACCUUGAUACAGAAAACAUCUUGCUGAAUGAAGAGGGCCACGUGAAGAUCGCCGAUUUUGGCCUAGCAUGUACUAACCAGUUAGGCUCAAAGGCCUAUCAUGGUAUAGUUGGAGCAUCAGGAUAUAUGGCCCCUGAGGUUUUGGCAGACACUGCAUAUGAUGCAUCGGCAGACUGGUGGUCAUUCGGUGUUGUUGUUUAUGAAAUGGCCACCGGCAUGCUGCCCUUUUCACCAGCUGGAACCUCUCAAGAACAACUAGACAACAUCAUGAGCAGGGAGCCAUAUUAUCCUAAACAUGUUAGGCCAAAAUUGCGCGACUUCAUACAACAGCUUUUGAAGAAGAAGGCCGAACAUCGCCUUGGAGUGUGCGCCAAUGUCCAGGACCACCCUUUUUUCUCUUCAGUUAAUUGGAAGAAUUUAAAAAAACAAAGAUUGGUGCCCCCUCUAACACCAACGAUUAAACCAAUUGAUGGGCUCAGCAACAUUCCCUUUCCAGAAUACAACAUCACUGGGACUUGCAUGAUCAAGGACCUCACCUACAUAGAUCCAAUUUGGCUGGACAAAUAAUUCAUCUUUGUUCCACCAGCAAGGUAGAGGUUUGAGAUUGAUUCCCAUCAAAUGACCAUUCAAAAGCUGUGCAGCCAUUCCACCAUAAUAUCCGCUAACACCUGGCUUACUCCUCCAUCCUUUGAUAUCAGGAAGGUUCUCAACACAUGUACCAACUGACCUAAUAAGUGCAGGUUUGUAGCACAGUGGGAUAGGUAAGUAACACCACCAGAGAAAGUACUUCUAAAGAUCCUAUGCCCAGACAUAUAUCAUCUGGGAUACUGUCAUCUAAGUACUUACUGGUGGUUAUUUUGUUCUUGUUCUAAGUUUGAAAAAAAAAAAAAAAAAAAAAAAAAAAUUCCCUCCUUCCCGUGUUAAUGCUAACCAGUUACUGUUUUACCUUUCUUUCCCUUUCCUUUCUUUUCCUUCCCCAGUUCUCAUAGCCUGUGCUGUCAACAGAGAGGAGGGUCGGGGUGGGCCUAGCUGGUGGCAUGUGACUAGUUAAUCUUCAAUCUUGCAAGAAAGUCACAAGCCACCACGGUACCCUCUGUUGUCACUUUAAUCUAUACCAACAAUAUUAGGAUAACCUUAUCAGUAACAAU